Messenger RNA from Papaver somniferum (opium poppy), 1021 nucleotides. RefSeq lists its product as uncharacterized. The transcript is spliced from 2 exons. NCBI's taxonomy places the organism in Eukaryota, Viridiplantae, Streptophyta, Magnoliopsida, Ranunculales, Papaveraceae. Bases 159 to 782 code for a protein of 207 amino acids. The record is from RefSeq and is a predicted model, not a curated record.
UUUUGAACCACUUCCCAAAGGGAUAUACCUGCACCAUUUUCUGGCCACUACUUUUUUUCUUAAUCUUAUUUUUAUGAGGUCGACUCUGGUAAUCAUUAUAUAAACCUAGCCACUGUACCAUAUCUCAAUCACUAAAAUCUCUUCAGUUCAGCAACAAAAUGGCUUCUUAUUCUUCUAUUUUUGUUUGCAAUGUUGUGUUCCUCCUGCUUUCGAUUCUUCUUGUAUCAACCUCUGCGGAACAAUCAAGUGCCGUUGCCUCCAUCAUACCUUCCGUAGAGUUGACCGGAACUCCCACAGAGAACUACUUCUGUGACACUAACCUCAACGUGUACACGACUCAGGUCUGGGGUCCAACUCAAGAUUGCUUUCUCUGCACACCUUAUUGCUACGGUGCAUGCGAUUCGAUGCGAACCACUUCGGCGUUGACCCCGAGCUGCACAUGGAUUUCAAGUACAAACGUCCGUUGUGAAUGCUGUUGUGUAAAACCAAAAUCUCCACCACCCCCACCAUGCCCACCUCCUGCUCCUCUUCCACCACCCCCACCGUGUCCUAGUCCUCCUUCCAGCGAUAAGUGUGAUACUGGAGACGACGUCACCGAGACUACCAUGCCAAGCUCAAAUUGCGCCGAUUGUACUAAUUGGUGUAACAACGAUUGUUCGGAACUAGGAGGUCGUGUGAUUGAGAACAAGUGCGCGAUUGGUGAAUCUAAAUUCGUAAGGCGUUGCAGCUGCUGCUGUCGUGGAGGAAAAUCUGUCCUAAAGUCUGUUCUAAAGUUGUCUUAGUUUUCCUUUUGGAUGUUACCAGGUCUCUAGGAUCACCAUGCAGCUACAAGCAGCUUAUCUUUGUUUUCGUUAUCUUUACUGUCUGUUGGCCAUCAUCAUCAUCAUGAUUCUUGGAUGAGAUGGGAUCCAUCAAGCAGCUUUUAUUUAUCAACUGUGAUUGUUAAGUUUCAAUUAGUAGGAAUUGUGUCAAAGCCUUGAUUGAAGACUUUAAUAAUAAGUCCUUGCAGAAUUCAUGUCUU